AUGCUGCAGCGGCUGGCACGCCCCCACCGGUCGCCAUGGGUGUGCGCGCAGUGUCUCCGGCAGCCCGCACGCCCGCGCCGCUUCAACAGCACCAUCGCCAUCGCCAUCGCCAUCGCCAGCGCCAGCGCCAGCGCCAACGCCCACGCCCGCCCUGCCGCCGCCCCGCCCGCCGCCGCCGCCGCCGCCGCCCUCUACGGCCUGUCCGCCAGCGCGACGACAGAUGACGCCGCCCUGCGCAGCGUCUUCGACAACGCCGCCUUCUGGGACUCGUUCCGCCGCACGGCCAGGACCACGGCCACGGCGCAGGCGGGCAUCAUCGGCAACAGCUACCUCACCCACCCGGACGGCUUCGUCGACUUCGUCACCCUCACCAUCCACCGCUGCAAUGCCGUCGUGCAAAACGUCGCCGACGCCGACUCGCCCGCCGACUUCAAGGGCCUCGUCAAGGAGCUCGACAAGCUCAGCGACCUGCUGUGCCGCGUCAUCGACCUGGCCGACUUCGUGCGCGGCACCCACCCCGACCGCAAGUUCCAGGCCAUGGCCGUCAAGGCCUACCACACCGUCUUCCAGUACAUGAACCAGCUCAACACCACCCCUGUGCUGUACGACCAGCUGAGGACGGCCUCGGAGAUGCCCGACGUCUACGCGAGCUGGUCCGACGAGGAGCGCAUCGUCGCCCGCAUCCUGAUGGACGACUUUGCGCGCUUCGGCAUCGGCCUCGACAGCGCCACCCGACAGCGCCUGGUCGACAUGAGCGGCGACAUCGCCGAGGUCGGCUCGCAGUUUGUCGAGGGCAUGGCGCCCGAGACGCGCCAGCUCAAGUUCAGUGCGAAGCGCAUGACGGGCAUGGACCCCAACCUGGCAAACGCCCUGACGCGCUGGGGCGAGACCACCAUCUCCACCAUGCACCACGAGUCGCAGUCGGUCCUGCGCUUUGUCCACGACCCCGACGUGCGGAGAGACGUGUACUCGGCCGUCCGCACCGCCGGCAGCUCCAGCAUCGCCCGUCUGGAGAAGAUGCUGAAGCUGCGCGCCGAGCUGGCCACCCUCUCCGGCUACGAGACCUUUGCACACAUGACGCUCGAGAACAAGAUGGCCAAGACCCCCGAGGCCGUCGACCAGUUCCUGAACGCCCUCUUCCACGACAACCAGCCCGCCGUCAUGGCCGACCUGGACGAGCUCAUCGCCCUCAAGAAGAGCGACGCACACCAAGACAACUUCCCCGACCGCAUCAACGCAUGGGACAAGUUCUACUACACCCAGAAGGCGCUCGCCUCCAUGGAGGGCGCCUACCGUCCACGCACCCCCGACACCCUCUCCGCCUACUUCUCCGUCGGCACCGUCCUGCAGGGCAUCUCGCGCCUCUUCGACCGCCUCUACGGCGUCCGCUUCGUCCCGCGCGAGACGAAACCCGGCGAGGUAUGGGACGAUGGUGUGCGGCGCCUCGACGUCAUCUCAGACACUGAAGGCCACAUCGCCGUCCUCUACUGCGACCUCUUCUCGCGCCCAGGCAAGACGCCCAACCCAGCUCACUUCACCCUCCGCUGCAGUCGCGAGAUCCUGCCGUCCGAGAUUGCAGAAAUGUCACACAUGGCGCAUCGCUUCGACUCUCCCAUCCAAGCAGCCACGGACGGCAUGCCUGUAGCCUACAACGCAGAGAGAGACAGCUACUUCCAGCUCCCCACCAUAGCUCUGAUCUGCGACUUCCACAACCCCAUCUCUCCCGGCCGGCCGGCUUGCCUGGACAUCCACGAAGUACGCACCCUCUUCCACGAGAUGGGCCACGCGCUCCACUCCAUCCUCGGUCGUACCUCACUCCAAAACGUCUCCGGCACGCGCUGCGCAACAGACAUUGCAGAACUGCCCAGCGUACUCAUGGAGCAUUUCGCCUUCUGCCCUCAAGUCCUGGGCCUCUACGCGCGUCACUGGGAGACCGACGCCCCGCUGCCCAUGCAAGCGCUCGAGCACCGCCUCGCCAUCGACAACCGCAACCAGUACACUGAGCUCGAGAGCCAGAUCUUGCUCUGCAUGCUCGACCAGGCCUACCACUCCACACUGCCCAUGCAGCCCGACUUCGACUCUACCAAAGUCUACCACGACGUUUACAACAAGUACGCCUCGGUCCCUGAGCCCGCCGGCACUGCGUGGCAGGGCUUCUUCGGCCACCUGUUCGGCUACGGAGCAACGUACUACUCCUACCUCUUCGACCGUGCAAUAGCAGCCAAGAUCUGGAGCGACGUCUUUCAAAAGGACGGCCCCAAGGGCAGCCUGGACCGCAGCAACGGCGAGCUGUACAAGAACGAGCUGCUGCGCUGGGGCGGCGGCAGAGACGGCUGGCACUGCCUGGCCGGCGUGCUCAAAGACCCGAAGCUGGCUGCCGGCGACGAGGGCGCCAUGCGCGAGGUCGGGAAGUGGGGCAUCAGAGAGAGUGUAAGAUAG
This is a messenger RNA of Ascochyta rabiei, 2439 nucleotides long. RefSeq names its product Mitochondrial intermediate peptidase. The record is from RefSeq and is a predicted model, not a curated record. Lineage: Eukaryota; Fungi; Ascomycota; Dothideomycetes; Pleosporales; Didymellaceae. The coding region runs from base 1 to 2439 and encodes 812 amino acids. The transcript has a single exon. Gene Ontology annotation, biological process: peptide metabolic process. Gene Ontology annotation, cellular component: mitochondrion. Gene Ontology annotation, molecular function: metalloendopeptidase activity.